Cucurbitaria berberidis CBS 394.84 is the source of this 396-nucleotide messenger RNA. Its product is annotated as DUF1294-domain-containing protein. Lineage: Eukaryota; Fungi; Ascomycota; Dothideomycetes; Pleosporales; Cucurbitariaceae. The transcript has a single exon. Bases 1 to 396 code for a protein of 131 amino acids. The record is from RefSeq and is a predicted model, not a curated record.
AUGCCACCACGCGGCCCCAAACCUCGACGUCGCCCUUGGACUCCGGCAACAGCCGCUGGCAUAACCGCGCUCAUCCUCCCCUCAGUAACCCUACUUCGUCUCUACACCGCCAAUGGUUCCCUCGCACCCCACGCAUAUACUUGCCUACUGAGCGUCAUUACCUUUCUUUUCUAUGGCUAUGACAAGAUGCAAGCAAGGAAUUUGCAGUGGAGAGUCAAGGAGGUGACACUACAUCUACUGGCAGUAGCAGGAGGGUGGCCGGGCGCGCUGGUGGGGAUGCACUACUUUCAACACAAGACGCGAAAGACCAGUUUUCAGGUAGUAUUCUGGGGUAUUGUACUGGCAUGGGAGGGGGUCGCUUGGGGCGUGUGGACGGGGAGAUUUGGCAUACGAUGA